GGAGGGGGGAAAACCUACUUACCCAAGCUCCUUCGUCUCUCACGCGCUCUCCCUUCUCCGCGUUCUCCCCAGCCCUCUCUCGUUCUUCUUCUGCAACGCCGACGCCGGAGUCGGCUCCCCUUUUUCUUUUACCAACUCCCGCCGCUCCCUAAUUCCUUUCCUGCACGUGCCGACGCUGUUGGUACUCUCUCGAUCGUGCCGCCGCCGCCACCGCCGCCUCCCUCAUUGGAGUUUGCACUGUUUUUCUAUUCUCUUGUUACCGGUUCAGUUUCUUGUCUGCCGUCGAAAUGGCGAAAGAGGAAUUUAGGGUGUACAAUUCGAUGACGCAGCAAAAGGAAGUAUUCACCACGAAGGAGCCUGGUAAGGUUGGCAUGUACGUCUGUGGCAUCACAGCCUAUGAUUUCAGCCAUAUCGGCCAUGCCCGUGCCGCUGUCAACUUUGACGUCCUCUACAGAUAUCUGAUGCACCUGGGAUAUGAAGUUACUUAUGUGCGGAACUUUACUGAUGUCGAUGACAAGAUAAUUCGACGGGCAAAUGAGUCAGGGGAGAAUCCACUGUCAUUAAGUGAACGCUUUUGCCAGGAAUAUCUUGCUGACAUGGAUGAUCUUCAGUGCCUAUCUCCAACACACCAACCUCGUGUGUCAGAUCACUUGGAACAAAUUAAGGACAUGAUAACUCAGAUUAUAAAUAAUGAAUAUGGCUAUGUGGUUGAUGGAGACGUGUUCUUUUCUGUGGAAAAAUUUCCAAAUUAUGGCCAAUUGUCAGGACAAAAACUUGAAAAUCAUAGAGCAGGUGAACGGGUUGCUGUAGAUCCAAGAAAGCGUAGUCCUUUUGACUUUGCAUUGUGGAAGGCUGCAAAACCUGGUGAGCCAAGUUGGGAAAGUCCGUGGGGUCAUGGAAGACCAGGAUGGCAUAUAGAAUGCAGUGCUAUGAGUGCUCAUUAUCUUACUUUUAAGUUUGAUAUCCAUGGAGGUGGCAUUGAUUUGAUCUUUCCACAUCAUGAAAACGAGGUCGCACAAAGCUGUGCUGCCUGCCAAGAGAGUAAAAUCAGUUAUUGGAUGCACAAUGGGCAUGUUACAAAUAAUAAUGAAAAGAUGUCCAAAUCACUGGGUAACUUUUUCACCAUUCGCCAGAUUACGGAAAGGUAUCAUCCAUUAGUUUUGAGACACUUUUUAAUAAGUGCUCACUAUCGGUCUCCUCUCAACUACACUGUCUCCCAGUUGGAUAGUGCAUCAGAUACUAUUUAUUAUAUAUACCAGACUUUCCAAGAUUGUGAAGAUGCUUUAUUACAACAUCAAGGGGAAAUCCUGACUGAGGGUUUGGGAAAAACAGCCAAAAAAGAUCCUGUUUCCUCUGCUGCUGAAGAAUGCAUCAAUAAUCUACGCUCCGAAUUUCAAACUAGAAUGGCAGAUGACUUGAACACGGCACAUAUAUUGACUGGAGCUUUCCAGGAAGCUCUGAAGUUCAUAAAUAGUACUUUAACCUCGCUGAAGAAGAAGCAACCAAAGAAACAACAGCUCUCAAUGAUUCAGGCCCUUAUCAGUGUGAAGAAGGAAUUGCGAGAAGUUCUAGAUGUUCUAGGAUUACUAUCCUCUUCUACUUCCUCUGAAGUUUUGCAGCAGUUGAAAGACAAAGCAGUUAAGAGGGCAGGCAUGGUGGAAGAUGAUAUACUGAAAUUGAUCGACGAUAGAACACAAGCAAGGAAAAACAAAGAUUUUGCGAGAAGUGACCAAAUCCGAGCCGACCUAUCUGCCUUGGGCAUAGCUCUCAUGGAUGUUGGCAAAGAGACCGUCUGGAGACCGUGUGUUCCUGUAGAACUGGCACCACCGCCUCCUCCGUCUGAAGAGAACAAGUCUACUCCAUUGGCCGAGAAAAAACCAACAGAGCAGCAGGUUGCUCAGCCACCAGCAGUUGAACAGAACAAGGCAGCUCAAGAACAAACAGUACAGGAUGCUCAGCCACAUGAGGAAAAUAAGGCGACCGUGCCCGUCUGAUGUUGCAUCCGCUUUGUUGAGGAGAGGGAUGAAGGAUGAGAUUUACAUUACAUUGUUGGCCAGUUGUAAACACUCGUUGGCCCUUAAUAUAGAAACCUGAAGGAUUUUGGAAGAGCAUGUGUAGCAUACAGGUAUGAACUCUACUUCCAUUUACUUUAAUUUUUGUGAACUGUGAUACCGAGAGAAAUUUUUAUCUUAUACGGCUGUUUUGGGGACCAAAAAUUAAUCCCAGCUGACUGCCUGUUGGGUUUUUCAUUUGAAAUAUUUGAUUAUGAACCAAGAAGGAGACUGGAUUGCUCAA
Messenger RNA from Cucurbita pepo subsp. pepo (vegetable marrow), 2295 nucleotides. RefSeq names its product Cysteinyl-tRNA synthetase, class Ia family protein. The record is from RefSeq and is a predicted model, not a curated record. NCBI's taxonomy places the organism in Eukaryota, Viridiplantae, Streptophyta, Magnoliopsida, Cucurbitales, Cucurbitaceae. Gene Ontology annotation, molecular function: cysteine-tRNA ligase activity; ATP binding. Gene Ontology annotation, biological process: cysteinyl-tRNA aminoacylation. Gene Ontology annotation, cellular component: cytoplasm.